This is a messenger RNA of Lindgomyces ingoldianus, 947 nucleotides long. RefSeq lists its product as uncharacterized. The record is from RefSeq and is a predicted model, not a curated record. Bases 33 to 665 code for a protein of 210 amino acids. Gene Ontology annotation, biological process: endoplasmic reticulum to Golgi vesicle-mediated transport; Golgi organization; protein retention in ER lumen. Gene Ontology annotation, cellular component: COPII-coated ER to Golgi transport vesicle; endoplasmic reticulum-Golgi intermediate compartment; Golgi apparatus. Lineage: Eukaryota; Fungi; Ascomycota; Dothideomycetes; Pleosporales; Lindgomycetaceae. The transcript has 4 exons.
GCCUUUCAAUCCUGCCACCAACCCCAUCAACAAUGCAGACAUUUCUCGCUCUAUCUACCCUGCUAGCUUUCUGUGUCUCUGCUGUGCAGGGUACAGCGCUGACGUAUAAGCUCGAUGCGAAUGAGAAGGCCUGUUUCUUCUCCGAUGUCGAGCACAAGGGGACCAAGGUUGCUUUUUACUUCGCGGUCCAAUCCGGCGGCUCCUUCGAUGUCGACUACUCAGUCGUAGGACCCAACGAGAAAGCCAUUCUAGACGGGACAAAGGAGAGACAAGGAGAUUUUGUUUUCACUGCCAAUGAUCCCGGAGAAUAUAGGUUUUGCUUUAAUAAUGAGAUGAGCACUUUUGCGGAGAAGAUGGUGGAUUUUGAGAUUGCUGUCGAAAACGAGAACCGCGCCCAACUUCCCUCGAAGCAGGGCUCCACCCCCGAACAAACUUCCGUCCUCGAGGAAUCGAUCCUCAAGCUCUCCGCGCAACUCUCCACUAUCUCCCGGAAUCAGAAGUACUUCAGAACUCGCGAGAACCGGAACUUCAGCACUGUGCGCAGCACAGAGAAACGCAUUUUCAAUUUCAGCAUUAUUGAGGGAUGCAUGAUGGUUACAAUGGCGGGACUUCAAGUCUUUGUUGUUCGGUUCUUUUUCCAGGGCGCGCGGAAAGGAUACGUGUGAACGACAUUUGUUCUGAGAGGGGCGAGGCAAUCCUAGGUGGUGUUAAGAUAACGUGGGGGGACAUCGGAACGACUGGUCUGUCUGGGUAUGCAUGGCGCCUUGUGAUGGUGCAAUUGGGCAUCAAUGAUUGUCCUGGCUUUGGGUUUUGGGAGUCAACACAGGCAGGUAUAAUUGAGUUCUAUCGGAGCAUUCAAGAACUACCUUGGUCGUACUUUGAUCCUCACUUCGUCUUUCGUCGCGUUUUUUUAUUUCAUCUAUCCAAUCUUGUGACCUCCACUAUAG